CGCAGCGUCAGUGCUUCUCUCCACGGGCCCAAGCUUGGCUUGUCAACCGUGCCGAGCCAGACUCACUGCACUCGGAGAGAGAGGGACAAGACAGCCCGACGCUGCAGUCGGCCCCUCGAUCCACACGCGAUUCCGCGAUUCGCCAGCACCCGACCAUGUACCCGCAAUCCUCCACGCCUUGGGGUUUGUGCAUCUUCGUUAGCACUGCAUUUGUCUGUAAAUGGCCAGGGAAUACCGGUGAAGCUUUCGACGAGGCAGGCACGAUCCCGUCACAUGACGUCGUGGUCGACCCAUCGGAGUGCCAUUCCGUACAGUCGUGGAAGGCGCAAUAGCCCUCUCUUUCCCCGCGCCUCCUCCUGGCCGUGGCAGCCAGAAUACUAAGCUGGAGCCCGGCUCAGCGUGUCGACGCCCGCGCCAGCCCGACACAGAAGGAGCAACCGCGACACGGCCCAUUGCCUGCCCACAGCCCACGGCCCACGCUCGCGCCGACACUUGCGCCUGCCUCUCGACGAGCCUUGACGCCUCGUCCACGGCUUGAACUCCCAACAUCCUCGCGAGCCAGCAAUUAAUUCUUUUUUCCCUUCCAUCUCAUCCUCACGCGAGCAGCCACCAACCCUUCUCCUCGCAAUCAAACCGCGCGUCCUCAUCUAGCCUCCCCCCCCAACGCUCGUCAUCAGGCCAGGCCAGCACGGUCUGGGAUCCAGGCGCCUUCUCUUCUUCCCUCAACUUAGAUCCCGUCCUGUCGCCGUCCUCCACCACCUCUGCCAGCGCCUGGACGGUUUCCUGCUGGACCGAGCUCCCUUCCCCAUCACCCGUCGAGUCACUGCUCCGACGGUACCAACCGAUUCCAAGCCAUGUACCACUGCUGCCACAUCUGAAUUCAUGUGCCACAGGCGAGUCCUUUGAGCGACUUUUGACUACCUACUACCGCAUUCUCCCCGUGCACCAGGCCGGGCUUUCUUUUCCAAUUUGAACAACCAUCCUUUUCAGCACACCACCAACGCGAAAACUUUCUUCGUCGUGGAGGCAAUUUGAGACAUUUGCCUCGCGGGCCCGGCGAGGUAGCUCACCUCGGCACACUCGGCCGAUUCCGAACCAUUCAUCAUCCUUGGAAUCCAGCAGCUCGCCGUCCCACUGCCACUGCCACGGACCGUCUGUCUGCUCGUGGUCAAUCACCACCUUGCCCGCUCGUCCAGUUUGCUGUUGCAGCCUUCACCCGAGGCUGGCACAGAUUUGGGCAUUGCAGAAAGCCCAGCAGAAUGGCUUCAUCUGCGCCAGUGACCGUCUUCCCUUGGGAGUGCCGGGAUAAAGAGGAUCAGGCCAAAGCCUCCUAUGAAUUCCCUCUCCGGCGUGCCAACCAGGAAUUGACAGAGGAGAACCUGCGCCUCAAGCGUAUCCUGCGAGAGAAUGGCAUCUCUUGGUCCCCGGUUGCCCAAGCCCAUCUCAAGCAGCGAGACCCUAACAAGCGCCGGACCCGAUCGUCCAUGGCGCAUGAUCUCGGCCGCCCGCACCUUCCCACGGAGGUCAUUCUGCGCAUCCUCAAAUUCGCUCUCACGAGCGCACAUCCGAUCAUUGACCCCCUUAGCCCUACCACGUCCGACCACCUCACUGAGCGCGAGAAGACAAGAGGCAAUCAGAUUGCCAUCCACAUCCUGGCCACCUGCCGAGCACUGCAAGUCGAGGGCACUCGUUACCUUUGGGAAGGUAAUGAAUUCACGUUCACGACGCCCGAGGCCCUUCGUCACUUUGCGGAACUGAGCCCUGGCUUUCGCCACAAGGUCACCACCGUUCGCCUUCGCAUUGUGGCCCGAUACUACGACGACCAGCGUCGUAAACACAAGCUGGAGCGGUACUACCAUGCCGAUUUGAAGCGAGAUCAGAACCUCAAGGUCCAGAUGAGGCCCAAGGAGACACCUCUUGUGCGUGGCGGGUUUCGGUGCUACACUUGGACCCAGAUCGUCGACUUCCUUGCCGCUCUCCGAGCUCCCUACGACCCGGCUUACCGUGACAAGAAGAAUCCUCGCCCCAGGCUGUUCCCUGCGUUGUCGACUUUGCGGAUGGAUCUCGUCAACUUUUCGGACACGCUGCUUCCCUUUUCCGGCUCUGAGCUGCAUGACAUUGCGAGCCAUGAGCUUGGAUGUACGCUCAAUGAGCUGCAGAUUACGGGAAUGCCUUUCGACGACGCCGGCAUGAAGGCGUCCGCCGAGCUCAGUGGCAUGCUCAAGGACGAGGGACUCUAUCUCGACGGCCCCGCCUCGUUCAUUGCCCUCUCCAAACACUUGCAGCCCUUGUCGGGUCAAAGAUGGUGUGCGCGAGUCAUCCGGGCCUGGAAGGGAAAUCCUGUGGGAUCCGACUACGACGAUGACGAUGAAGUUGACGACAACCUCGCACACUUCAAUGGCAAUCACCAGCGGCUAGGUGCCCUUCCUCCCGCUCCUGUGGAACAGGGUCACCCAACCUCCACCCGGGAUGAGGACACGGUCAUCUGGAAAAAGGUGCCCACAUCCCGCGAUGGCCACAAGCGCACCUGGAUCCAAUUCUCUCGAUUUAGUGGAUACGAGAUCAACGACCUGGAUGAUGACAGUGAAGACGAAGGGGUCUGCCCCUGCUGCGGAGAGUCGCAUCCAGGCUCGUCCUUUCUCGAGUACAUGAUGGCGGAUGAUCUGGACUGACACCCGUAUCAGCACGACCCUUGAGUGCAUUGAUGGUCCUUGAGUGCUCUAUUGUCGGCAAUGUGCAACGGGAAAACGGAGUUCGGUUUUGGCCAUUGGGCGAGAUGGAGGACAGCAUUGCUGCAUGACUAGAUACCCUUUAGCUAGCGGAGACGUUCCGGCUUGCGUGAGUUUAAUGAAUGGAGCUUGUUUUUUUGAGCCAAAGGUCUCACAACGCUUGUCGCGAGAAUUUCCCACGUUGCCGAUGUUUUGCUGGGC
Purpureocillium takamizusanense is the source of this 2930-nucleotide messenger RNA. RefSeq lists its product as uncharacterized. The transcript has 2 exons. The record is from RefSeq and is a predicted model, not a curated record. Lineage: Eukaryota; Fungi; Ascomycota; Sordariomycetes; Hypocreales; Ophiocordycipitaceae. The coding region runs from base 1260 to 2672 and encodes 470 amino acids.